AAGUUUGAUGACACUUGACCUUCUGACUAGCAUUGGUAUUAAUGGAUCUCCAAAAAGGCCCGUAGUACACGGUCACCCAGGUAGUGGUCUUUCCAAUUAGUCCCCAGCUUGAAAAAAGGAAGACGGUCGUUCCUUAUUUUUCAAAGGUCUUCCGUCGCAUGAUGUCGCAAGCUAACCUAGUCGAGAAGAAAGCUGACGAGCGGCUUCCAGGCAUUUACGACCGCACAUCCACAACGAAGAAGCUUUCGAAGGCCAAGACUAUCGCAUUCAAGAUCGCACUCGUUACACUCGCAAUCUUUGCUUCAACGUACUUCGUCAAAAGACCCUUUAACGCUUUCCCUGUCGGUACCCUCGAGGAUGGCGUAGAUUUAUGUCCGCAGGUGGAUGAACUUGUCCCUGAGAAGAAUGGGGUAAUCUGGGAGAGUCUUCAACACACGUACGGUACUGAGGCGUUCAAAGCGAGAGCCAUAGAUUGGCUUGGGGGAGCUGUGCGAAUUCCGACAGAAACGUUCGAUAACAUGGGAGAUGUGACAGAGCCCGUUUGGGAGAAGUUUUUCCCGUUACAUGAUUAUCUGAAAGACUCGUUUCCUUUACUUCACUCAAAUUUGGAACUUACGAAAGUCAAUACAUACGGACUGUUAUACGUAUGGAAAGGCUCAGACAAUGCUUUGAAGCCAUUCCUCCUCGCUGCUCACCAAGACGUUGUCCCUGUCUUAGAAACGACGAUUGACGAAUGGCAGCAUCCUCCAUUCUCUGGGUACUUUGAUGGGGAGAAACUUUGGGGUCGCGGGUCGUGCGAUGAUAAAAGCGGUUUAAUCGGGAUUAUGUCUGCGAUUGAAUCUAUGCUAGAGAAUGGCUUCAAGCCGACUCGCACGGUCGUGAUCGCGUCAGGUUUUGACGAGGAAGUAAGCGGAGAGCGGGGCGCGUCUUCCUUAGCUACCAAAAUGCUGGAGAGGUUUGGAGAAAAUGCCUUUACCAUGCUUCUCGACGAAGGCGCUGGGUACGGCGACGUAUAUGGUCGUGUUAUUGCAGUACCUGGAAUUGGCGAGAAAGGUUCGUUGAACGUCCGAAUCACAGUUACAUCUCCCGGUGGCCAUUCGAGCCUUCCUCCACCUCGUACUAGCAUUGGCAUGCUUGCGGAGCUUCUCGUCCAGUAUGAGAAAAACCCCUUCGAGGUCCACCUGACAAGAGGGUCACCGACUUACCGGAACGCUCAGUGCAUGGCUCAACACGCACCAGGCGUCAGUUCAUCACUAAAGGAACACAUGUUGCGCGCAGAGCACUGUGAUGGAGCACUUCGUGCCGCUGAGCAGGAACUCUUUAAGAAUCGUGCUUUUAUGAGUCUUGUUGGUACCACUCAGGCUAUCGAUCUCGUGGACGGUGGAGUGAAGGUAAAUGCUCUCCCAGAACAGGCGUGGGCCAUCGUGAAUCACCGGGUUUCUACUGAAAGUUCUAUCUCCGCCACAAAAGUGCGCGACAUCGAAUUGCUGGAAUCUAUCGCAAACGACUUCAAUCUAUCUUACACAGCCUUUGGUUCCCAUAUUUCCAACGAGGAUGCACCUUCAUAUGGCACCUUGACCCUCUCCACUGCGUUUGGUGAGGGCUUGGAGCCAGCACCGGUCACUCCGUCUGGUGAAGACGCUGCGCCGUUCCAGCUUUUAUCUGGGAGUAUCAAAGCAGCCUACAACUCCCAUAGAAAUAUUUCUGGUUCAGAUGCAAUCAUCGUGAGCCCAGGUAUCAUGUCCGGUAACACAGAUACACGGUUCUAUUGGAAGUUGACUGACCAUAUUUUCCGGUAUAAUCACCUGGGGGGAGCUGACAGUGGAUCGCUUCCUUCCGGCGUCCACACAAUCAACGAAGCAAUCUCCAUCAAUAGCUUCGUUGAGAUGAUCCGAUUCUACACCACUUUGGUUCUCAACGUAGACGAAUCGUCCCUUCCUUAGGGUAGCCUCAAGUUAUGUGUCAAAAUAUUACUGGAGGGUUUGCCAUGUGAUACAUAUACACGUCACUGUGAUCAUACAGCAAUGAGCAAUUUCCCUCGCUCACAGACUCCUAACAUAUCUGAGAUCUAUGA
Messenger RNA from Suillus clintonianus, 2074 nucleotides. RefSeq lists its product as uncharacterized. Bases 159 to 1943 code for a protein of 594 amino acids. The record is from RefSeq and is a predicted model, not a curated record. Gene Ontology annotation, cellular component: fungal-type vacuole lumen. Lineage: Eukaryota; Fungi; Basidiomycota; Agaricomycetes; Boletales; Suillaceae. Gene Ontology annotation, molecular function: metallocarboxypeptidase activity. The transcript has 14 exons.